Molecule: messenger RNA, 2932 nt
Organism: Folsomia candida
Lineage: Eukaryota; Metazoa; Arthropoda; Collembola; Entomobryomorpha; Isotomidae
Product: homeobox protein EMX2-like
Biological process (GO): regulation of DNA-templated transcription; brain development; central nervous system development
Molecular function (GO): DNA binding; DNA-binding transcription factor activity, RNA polymerase II-specific
Source: RefSeq, a predicted model, not a curated record
GGAGGACGCAUUCACUCGUCGUCGACUACAGUAAUAACAACACAAUACACCCAAUGGUAUUAUCAUGGUCUUACGUGCUUUUACAUUUACAUCUCCCUAAAAGUGAGACCCUCUUGUACCUCGCUCAAUUCCAGUUCGUUCCAUUGUAUCCCAGUUUUACUUUCCAUCCGGCCACACGAAGCUGCCUUCAACGCGACGUAAGCGACUCGCUGAUCUCAAAUGCUUUGUGGUAGUCGUCUGACGGAGAACCGAGGUCUCUCUCCAAUCUCAGCUCAACUCAACGCCGACUUGGUAAUUUUGGAUAAGUAAAAUCUCCCAAUUCCAGUACACACACAAGACCAAGCACAUACAUGCCACAACAAAAAACAAUCAUCAUCAUCACAGAUAGAUACCAGUAUAAGAAGAAACUUGUGGGAUCCAUUGCCACUCAGUCUGUGAAGACAUAGCAGACUGGCAGAAGUUGCUUAAUUAUUAAUGGAGAGAAAGAGACUCUUGUCAUUAAUGCAUCAUUAAUUGAUCGUUGAGUCAAUUACGUACUUACGUCAACCCAGCCAAAAAUAGCAAGCUGUCUCAUAAAUAUUUUCGAAAUCUCCACUGUAACAUUGACUAAGUUUUUACUGGUUUAUCGGCUUCUGCAAAGUUCGUACAUAAUAACUUGAACCCAGAAAAAUAUUUGACUUAAACAAAUCCUCAAAUUUUUAGUGGAUGUGAAAUAAUAAAUAACAUUUGCUAUAUACAGUUUUGUGUUAUAACAUUUGGUGACUUGACUGUGACAGUAUUAUUACUUAAUUGCAAAAAUUGCAAUCAAUUUAUUAAACUGAAAAAGUGUUAAAUGGUAAAUUAUAUACUAUCAAGUGGAACAAUAAUUACCUCGAAGCAACCAAAUAUUCCAUCUCAUCAUUCUCUAGUCAAAAAUACACUUCAUAUAUAGUUCGAGAUCAACUGGGUUUGGUCAAUAACAAUGCUACCAUUACAAGGAAGAAAAUAAUAGAAAAUGCAUUUGAAAUUAACUUGGAAUGAUUCCAACGACCCUGGUCGACUCUGAAUUGUCAAAGAAGAAGAACAAGAGUUCCUUCACGACGGUGACGACGACGACACAGACGACGCGGACGAAGAAUUGUCCGAGUUAUUGUUAUUCGACUUACACCUCCUGCGAAAUCAAAUUAUUAUGAUGCCUUUGGCACCCACGUCCACGGAGUUACCGGCUGCCCACCGACCAAAGAUUGGUUUCUCCAUCGAUUCCAUCGUUGGAGGAGGAGGAGGGGGUGGGUCGACGAAUCUCUCAGCAGGUCACAGAUCUCAUCGUUCAGGUUCCCUUACCCCACCCUCCCCCGAAGUCCUCCACAGAGAUCUCUGCCAAAACAGGGUCCCCCGAGGAGACACUGGCUACCACAUUCACAAUCACCUCCACCACCACCAUUUGCUCAACAACAACAACAUCCACCACGCCCCCACCUCCCACAACAACAACAAUCAUCACCAUCGCCCCCCCUCACACGGGAGUGCGGGGUCAGUUUCCCCACCUCCGAACCACCGCAUCUCCUCCUCCAGCAGAGAAAACUCUGUCAGUGUUAGCAACAACUCUUCCACGAAUGGUAACAAUCGUUCAGCCUCAGUCAAUUCAAACACGUCGGCGAGUAGCACCCCACCCAUUCAGUCCAAGUCUCCACUAGUGUUCUCCUCUCCAAACCAACUUCCCCCUCCUCCCAACAAUGAUCAAAUGCAUCACCACUCGUCACCCCCAAAUGUGCAGGGUCACCCUCCCCCCGGGCUUCCUCCCCAUUUUGCAGCCUAUCCUCCGGGGAUGCUCAACUUUGCGGUGCAAGCCGCAGCCGCAGCAGCCGCUCAGUCUCACCAUCACCCCGGACUGCCCUGGAUGGGGCCACCACACCCACAUCCUCACCACCCUCAUCACCCCGGCGCAAGUGCUCAUCCACUCUACCCCUGGCUCUUGGCAAAGCAUUCUCGACUCUUUCCUCACCGCUUUGGACCAGGUCCAGAACUACCCGGGUUUCUCCUACAGCCAUUUAGAAAACCGAAAAGGAUAAGGACAGCCUUCAGCCCUUCGCAGUUAUUAAAACUGGAACAUUCGUUCGAGCGCAACCACUAUGUGGUCGGUGCUGAGAGGAAGCAACUUGCCAAUUCGCUAUCACUUACAGAGACGCAGGUGAAAGUGUGGUUUCAGAAUCGUCGCACCAAGUCAAAACGGCAAACCCAGGAGGAGGAAGCAACGAAGAAGCCUGGUAGCGGUCAUUCCGAUGGCAAUUCGGGAAAUAAUGGAAUGUCAACUUCUGCAAUUUCGGCCGACUCUUCCACGCGAAACUAUGUUGACUGUAGCAGUGAUGACGAAGAAAUUCUCAUGGACGAGGACUACUCAGAUGACGAAGAUAUUCCCCCUCAUCUGCGGCACAAGUCGUAAAUAAAUCAGUUCAUUAUGAAAUAAUAUGUAUCCUCAUAAACAUAUGACAUUAUAACAACCAGCCAAUCCUUAAUCCAACCUUACAAAGAAAGAAGCUCCUCUUAUCAAAAGUAUUAUUAUUGUAUGUAGACAGGUAAAUUAUCUACUUAAUUAAUCAUAUUACUCGUUCUUACCAUGGCGUAGGACUGUAGAAGGAUACCUAUUUAGUUGGUAGUUUAGUUGACUUAACACUAGCAUAUUUAUAUAAACCAGGAAAUAAUUCAUUUUAUAAUCCUAAUCUAUCACCCAUCAUCAUCCAGUAUGAUAGUAGUCGUUCUUAAAGCAGACAUAUGCAUCCAUACAGAAUGCAUAUUACGUGUGUAUGAGGCUUGAUCUUUAUUUUUUCCAAUUGUUAAAGUGAAUGUGUAAAAACAAAACUCAUGUAAAAACCAUCAUUAUCAUCGUACUUACUAAAUUACAAGAGAUUACGUUCAGAAAUUAAAAAAUAAAUGCUGAAUCAAUGAAAGAAUCCAA